Molecule: messenger RNA, 381 nt
Organism: Akanthomyces muscarius
Lineage: Eukaryota; Fungi; Ascomycota; Sordariomycetes; Hypocreales; Cordycipitaceae
Exons: 3
Coding region: 1-381 (126 amino acids)
Source: RefSeq, a predicted model, not a curated record
AUGUACCCCUCCACGCCGUGGGUAUUCUUCUCUCGGCGGCCCAAGGACCAGGCAGGGCCAACUGUCUACAUCUGCCUGAUAUCUCAUCCCUCGCUCACUUAUCCCCUCCUCCAGGGCCAGUCGGUUUUUUUAGUUCACGUCAAGAAGAAACCAGAAAGACACACGAUGGCUGGCCCACGAGCGUCGAGCGGUCUCCUCCGCAACCGCAUCCGCCGCCAGUCCUCCCUCACACCGCCGUCCGUGAGCCCGACGACGGCGGCCCCGUCCGGCGGCGGCCCCCCGCCCAAGGUCCGGCUCGAGAGCCUCGUGGAAGAAGCCCAGUUCCCGGGCGGGACGGAAGCUUGCACCUCGGGCAGCGCAGAGCAGGUGCAGGCACGCUGA